This is a messenger RNA of Volvox carteri f. nagariensis, 1626 nucleotides long. RefSeq lists its product as uncharacterized. NCBI's taxonomy places the organism in Eukaryota, Viridiplantae, Chlorophyta, Chlorophyceae, Chlamydomonadales, Volvocaceae. The coding region runs from base 1 to 1626 and encodes 541 amino acids. The transcript is spliced from 9 exons. The record is from RefSeq and is a predicted model, not a curated record.
AUGAUUAGUUGGCCGCGCCCACGCGCGCUUUGGUGUUCAAUUGUUCGUGGACCCAGAAUCUUUGCGGAGUUCAUAAACACGCCCGUGUGCAUCCUUAUUUGCCCGGUUUUUCAUGCCACCGAACCUCGGUUGCAUAAGGGACAGCACAAUCACUACUAUCGCAUCAUGGCCGACACCGACAUGGACACCUUUCUCAGUCUGAUUAGUGAGGACAUAGAGUUCGACCCAGCUAUAAUCAAGGACGUGCAACACUCGCUGGAGAGAAACGCCCAGCAGUUUGGGCAACAGAGGUCCUCCAGCGCCACACACGAGCCAGUAGCAGACCUGUCAAGUGAUACCCAGCCAGAUAAACUGCUAGCAGUUCAAUCGGGCCAAGCAAGACGCCCGGUUGUCACCCAAGCACCUGCCAACACCGCGCCUAUUCUGCACAGAAAACAACCAGUGCGUUCCGCCGAUGACGUGAAAGAUCUAGCGGCAUGUGCAGGGGCCUUGUUGGGGCCCCUGGGGGACGACGCCACCGCCGACCUCCAAGCCCUCGCCACACAACUGGCGCAGGAGGCACCAGAAUCAUUGGUGGCCAGGACUACUAAGGAGUAUGCCGCCACGUGGCGCCAGUAUCGCUGCUGGUGGGAGGCUCACAAUUUUCCGGGCGACAUCUAUUCCACUCCUGGAGAGCUGGUAGCUCUUUACUUGCUGUCCCUGCUGAACACGUCUCAGGCUGAUGGUGUUGGGCCCGGCCGUGUUCGCCUGGCUAGUGUGGCAAUCAGCACCUACUUCCGCAUGGCAGGAAAAGCAACGCCCACAGAUCACACUGCAUGUGGCAUCGUCCGGACUUUAGCGGAAAAGCGGCUCCAUGAACGCCUGCUGGCGCAAGGUGGCUACUGCAGAAGACCAUCGACAGCAGAUGUAGAUGUGGGACCGCUUCUCAGACCAGUCCAAUGGAUGCAGCGUGGUGGAUACCUCUCGGGCCCACUGACUGGCACAUGGGAGGCACCAGUGCACUCCUUGUCGUACGCGGCUUUCCGCACACGGCUACUGAGAAUGGUAUCCCUGGCAGGCAUCACGCAUCACAUCAAGGCGCACUCCAUGGGCAUAGGUGCAGACCGUGGAGUGCCGGCAGAGUUGCGCAAGGCACAUGGCUGCUGGCGCACAGAUGCCAUGGUACAGCACUACACGCGGUGCGACACUGCGGCCAAACUGGAGGUCUCCCGCCGCCUUGGCCUCGCCAAUGAACGGGGGUGUGUUGGUCGCGCGGUAGUUGUGUGGCGGCUGAGUGUGAGUUGUGUGGCCCCUCAUCUUAUGGAUGGUGAAGGACGUGAUAACAGAAGCUUGCAAGCUGACCAUGAAAUAAGUUGUGGCGCUGUAGAUCCGCUAGAUUUGGUUGGAUGCUGGUGGAGUUCCCCAGGAAUCUCGUCAAAUAUCUCGAUCGAUGGUUUCCUAAUAGCAGCACUGGCACUGGCACUGUUUGAUACCGUUGAGUACCCCGAAAAGGAGGAGGUGGAUGAGUGGGGUGGGGUGGUGUUUGAGGCGCUGAGGGAUUACUUCAUGGAUUGCCUGAACGAGACGAAGCACAGGCACGAUUGCCAUCCACAGAUCGAUUUCGAGGAGGGCAAGGUAAUCAGAUGA